UGAACGAACUCACCAUGUGGACUCUCUUGGUUCUCUGCAGUGCGAUUGCCUUAGAUGGAGUGCAAGGUGUCGACCGCUUCCAAACACCUGGGGAAAUGCAUCCAACAGGAUUUCCAGUUAAUUCAACGAUGGCAGAUCGUGUAACGGAUUCUGCUGCAGCAGGUGUACGCUGUGGUGGCCAGUUCUAUGGCAGAAGGGGUGUUUUCAACAGCCCCAACUAUCCAAACCAGUACCCGCCAAACUCAGACUGUAUAUGGUACAUCACACCAAGCAGUGGAAUCGUGCAGCUGGCCUUCCCUAUUCUAAACAUUGAGUUUCACCAAACGUGUGCUUAUGAUGCCAUUUACGUCUAUGACGGCUCCAGUACCAGUAGCAGGCUUCUGGGAAAAGUGUGUGGCACGAACAGUACCACCUUCAACUCCACCGGUACUUCUUUGACUGUGCGCUUCAAGAGUGAUGGUAUUGUUAGCCUCUCAGGAUUCCAUGCUGAAUACCAAGUUGUGGCUACCUGCCGAUACAAUUGUGGCUACGAGUUCGAAAACUGCUCCUGCUCUUCAAGCUGUGGAUACAGAGGGAACUGUUGUCCAGACUAUGAAGAUUCCUGCUCAGCCACAUCUGCACCAGAACCAACAACAGGUCAGCCCUCGUGCCGGUACAACUGCGGCCGGCACCUGGGAAGCUGCUCCUGCUCAAGCUCUUGCCGAUACAAUGGAAACUGUUGUCAUGACUUCUACUCCUACUGCCAAGCCACAACUGACAUGCCAGCCACAACUGACAUGCCAGCCACAGUAAGCCCCUGUGGAGGCUCUCUGUUCGGCUCUGGUACCUUCUCCAGCCCGAACCACCCGAACCACUACUACGACAACGCCUACUGUGUCUGGCAGCUCAGGGCCGCGUAUGACCAAAGAAUCUUCCUGUCAUUCACGUACCUGCAAUUGGAGAACUGCUGCUCCUGUGACUAUAUUGCAGUCUACGAUGGGCCGUCUGUUAGCUCACGAUAUCUGGGGAAAGUGUGCAACAACAACAACAACAACAACAACAACAGUCUGAGUACCUUCUACUCCACCUCAAACUACUUGACUGUGCUCUUCCGGACUGAUAGAUCUGUGGUUGGCCGAGGGUUCAACGCUGACUUCAUAAGCUCUUUGCCACCAAGCUCAGGUCGAGUGGACUGUUCCUCAGACAACAUGAACAUUGUCAUCCAGAGGACUUACCUGAACUCUCUCGGCUACGACGGCCAGAGUCUGUACCUGAACGACCCGCACUGCAGACCCCAGGUUUCGAGCUUUCAGGUGGUCUUCAACUUCCCCAUUAACACUUGUGGCAACGUUCGAAAGUUUGAGAAUGGCAGAGUUGUGUACACCAACACUCUCCGUGCCUUCACCUCCAGCUCCGGGGAGAUCACUCGGCAGUCUCACCUUAAGAUGAGCGUGGGCUGUCGGAUGGAUCAGGACUCAGUGGCCCAGAUGAUGUACAUUGUCCGUCACCAUGAUAACAGCAGCAUUACCGGCACAGGCAGAUUCAACACCAGCAUGGAUUUCUACACAUCCAGCAGCUUCUACUAUAAGGUAACUCAAGUCCCAUACCAGGUGACACUCAACCAGAACUUGUAUGUUCAAGUGGACCUGAGGAGGGGUGACAGCUCCCUGGUCCUCUAUCUUGACACCUGUGUGACCUCACCAUCGCCCCACGACUUCCAGACCAGAUCUUACUACCUGGUCCGCAACGGCUGCCCUGUGGACAACACCUACCAGGCCUACAUCACUGGCAGCCGUGCCUAUGGCCGUUUCACAUUUAAGGCCUUCCAGUUCCUGCGAGCCACAGAGUCAGUGUACAUCCAGUGCAAGGUGCUGAUAUGCCAAGCCUCGGACUACAACUCCCGGUGCCGCCGUGGCUGCAACAAACGUGCGGCCAGAGACCUGGGGUCAGAACACGACAGCCAAACUCUGGUCCUGGGUCCCAUCAAACUCAAAGACCCUGAAAAAAAGGAAGAGGAGACUCACAAGCAGAACCAGGCUUAACGUGAUCCUACAAUGAGAGGCUUCAGUCAUCAUUCUGUUCGUCGUGACACUGAAUCAUACUCACCAUUUAUUUUCCCUUUAUCACAAUACCUGAUUAAAAGCAUCAUCAAAAGACAA
Molecule: messenger RNA, 2138 nt
Organism: Anarrhichthys ocellatus (wolf-eel)
Lineage: Eukaryota; Metazoa; Chordata; Actinopteri; Perciformes; Anarhichadidae
Product: deleted in malignant brain tumors 1 protein-like
Exons: 16
Coding region: 15-2021 (668 amino acids)
Source: RefSeq, a predicted model, not a curated record